This is a messenger RNA of Haemonchus placei, 219 nucleotides long. The record is from the annotation of a GenBank genome assembly. Lineage: Eukaryota; Metazoa; Nematoda; Chromadorea; Rhabditida; Trichostrongylidae.
AUGAAUCAAGUUCUAGUCUUCUUAUUUGUUAUUGUCCAGCUGGUAACGCUAUCCUUAGCUCAGUUCGGUUGGGGUCCUGGUUAUGGAGGCUAUCCAGGUCGUGGUUUCGGAGGUGGCUUCGGUCGUGGAAUGAAUCCGGAAGUUAUGAUGAUGGACGCAAUCGAUGGAGCCAUCUUGGGUGCAGUUGAAGGUGCCAUGGAAGGAGCAAUGUUCGGAUAA